UUAUUCUUAGCAUUGUUACCCCGGAUUCAACCAGGUCAAUGUGAUGCCCUUCUUGCUGUCUCAGCGGGCGUCUCGUCGCCUUUCCUGCCUUGCUUCCUUUCUCUUCAUCGUUUGCUUUUAUGCGCUUUACCAUGAACACGGAAUUAAUGACCGUACUUAUCUCAGUAAUGUCCCGUCGGAUUGCCCGCAUCUCCCGGGGCUAGAACACAUCCUCGUCGUGCUCAAGACCGGGGUCACCGAAGCCCAAGACAAGCUACCUGUGCAUCGCAACACCACUCUCCGCUGCAUUCCGAAUUAUAUCGUCUGGUCUGACUAUGAGGAAGAAGUCGCCGGUAUCCCCGUCCACGAUGUGCUAUUCAAUGAAUCCCAAUCUCUCCACAGUCUCCCCGAGUUCGACCUCUACACGCGAGUGCACACUCAAGGGCGUGAAUCCCUUACUUCCACCGAUCUCACCGAUGCCGCCAGCACGCCGUUUGGGAAGCCAGAUAACCCGGGCUGGGUCCUCGACAAAUGGAAAUUCCUUCCGAUGAUCGAGCAUACAUUUCGUCGACACAGUAGCGCAAAGUGGUAUGUCUUCAUGGAGGCAGACACCUACAUCGUGUGGCCCUCGCUACUCGCCUGGCUCGACAAAUUCGACCAUACCCGACCGUACUAUAUGGGCAAUCAAAUGCAGACCAGCGAUGUUAUUUUCGCCCACGGUGGUUCUGGGUUUGUGAUUUCGCGUCCGGCGAUGGAGCGCGCUGUGGAUCUCCGCGCCCAGAAGCGAGACUACUGGGACAAUAUGACGAAGAGUAACUGGGCCGGAGAUUGUGUGCUUGGGCUUUUGCUUCGCGAAGCAGGCAUCGCGUUGGAGUGGUCCUGGCCCAUGCUUCAGCUGGCGCCUCCAAAGGAAUUGGACCAUUUUAGUCCGAACUAUGGGCGCUCGCCGUGGUGUUAUCCACCUCUUUCGUUUCAUCAUCUGCGCCCCGAAGAAAUUGAGGAGCUGUGGUCGUUGGAUCGCAGGUGGACGCACAAAACGAGUCACUUGUUGUAUCGCGAUGUCUUCUGGCAGUUGGCGUGGCCGCGUAUGAGCGAGAACCCGGUUGAUGACUGGGAUAAUCUGGCGGGAGAGGAGAGAUUAAUCGUCAGCAAUAUAGAACAAUGCCGAGAGGAGUGCAAAAACGAUUCCGAAUGUCUACAAUACUCUUUAAGAGAGGGGGAUAACAUGUGUCGCGUUGGACAUGGAGCACGAUUGGGGGAAAAGAAGACGGGCUUCAAGUCCGCCUGGCUGCUCGACCGCAUCAACGCAACAGCUGAAAAAUCAGGAACCUGCACAGAUCCUGAAUGGAUUUCAUAACCUUUUUUUUUCAUUACUGCUUGACAAGAAGUGAGAAGGGAGGACCAUAAAUGACCCUGUCUUGAUUAUGUACAUAGAUCAAAUAAUUCCAAACCACUUUAC
Molecule: messenger RNA, 1438 nt
Organism: Aspergillus ochraceoroseus IBT 24754
Lineage: Eukaryota; Fungi; Ascomycota; Eurotiomycetes; Eurotiales; Aspergillaceae
Exons: 1
Coding region: 44-1336 (430 amino acids)
Cellular component (GO): membrane
Molecular function (GO): glycosyltransferase activity
Source: RefSeq, a predicted model, not a curated record